AUGAAUGCGAGUGAUGUGAUUUUACACAAUGAUACAAAUGGGCCAUCAACGUCAAAAGAGCCAUCUACAGCUGACGAGGCAGAUUAUAUAUUGGAUGAAGAUUUUCGGCUUGAUGCUAAACAUUUAAAUCGUGUUCAUGAGGAAUUAGAAAAAUUGAAUAUUGCGACUGAUGUAAUCAAUAAAUUGGAAUUACAACUUGAUGAAGCAAGAGCUACCUUCAGGAAAAUUCAAACUUCCUGGUCUGAAAAAUUGAAUGAAUUAAGUCGUAAAUAUGGUUCAGCUAUUGCGAAAGGUCGUCCUUAUUAUGAAGCAAAGCUUAAGGAGAGACGGUUGCGUGAAGAAGCGCAAAAUGCCGCGAUACGUUUCGAGCGUGCCAAUUCAAUGCAUGCAGUAGCAAAGCAACAAGUGAAAUUGACCCAAGAUAGUUUAAAUCGACAACGAAGUAUCGAACCAGAAUGUUUAGAGGUUUUGAACCAUCAUAUUCAACGUGUAAAUGAAGCGGAGCAAGAACGUAUAGCGGCUGAAGAGCUACAUCGUUCAAUAUCGGAGCGUAUGACGCAGUUAUCAAAAGAAAUUGCACAGAUGCUAGAGGCAAAUGCUCGAUCUAUUAAGAAAAGUCGACAUUAUUUUGAGCAACGCAUCGAAUUUACAAGAAUUUUGGAGCAUCAGAAAAGUUUAAUUCUGAAGCUUGAAUCUGAGGUCCGUCAGAAAAAGUAUGAUUAUACAUCGUCGUUGAGGAAUUUGGAGCAAAUAUCAGAUGCUAUACAUGAAGAGAGAAGUUUAUCAAGUGUGAGACGUGAACCUGGUGUUGGUUGUGAUUCACCUGACUUACCGUCCUAUGAGGUAGCAUUCAGUAAAGAGAAAGCGCAACGUCGAGUUGAAGAGGAAGAGGAAAGGAGACGUAAAGCAGAUAUAGCAAAUACUAUUGCUCUCGAAGGGAUUAAAGUAACUUUUGAUCAGCUUUCUUUGGAUUGCGAUAAAGCAAUCGAUCCUGCUCUGUUUGAUGAUUCACCUGAAGCGACUGAUUCAGGUGCAGGUAAAGAUGGAACUCUCGGUUCUGGUGUUAUAUUACUUGCGCAACAGUUGAUUCUUAGUCAGGGCAAAUUGAAACAAAAUAAAAGCGUUAGGUUAUCAGCAGAUUUGACUGAUUUUCGAUAUCGCACUGAAUUGCCCGUGGGCGCAGCUACAACAGGAACAAUUUCUUUACCUGAUGGCAGUGAUAGUGAUAGUUCAGUGGAAAGCAAUCAUACGGGAGUAACGAUGAACACAGAUGAUUUAUCAGGAAUGCUUCGAAGUCAUUCUCAAAUGAUUGAAGAAAUUGAUGAAUGUGCUCAGCGUACGGAAACUAUAUUGCAUAAUGAUUUGAAUGUUAUUCGUAGAACUGGAAAUGAUGAUGUAGAGCGAGAUAGCGGCCAUAGUUCAUCAAGUUACUAG
Molecule: messenger RNA, 1434 nt
Organism: Brugia malayi
Lineage: Eukaryota; Metazoa; Nematoda; Chromadorea; Rhabditida; Onchocercidae
Product: SH3 domain-binding protein 5, putative
Exons: 10
Coding region: 1-1434 (477 amino acids)
Biological process (GO): intracellular signal transduction; negative regulation of protein tyrosine kinase activity
Cellular component (GO): cytoplasm
Molecular function (GO): protein kinase inhibitor activity
Source: RefSeq, a predicted model, not a curated record